Molecule: messenger RNA, 2876 nt
Organism: Lytechinus pictus (painted urchin)
Lineage: Eukaryota; Metazoa; Echinodermata; Echinoidea; Temnopleuroida; Toxopneustidae
Product: carbohydrate sulfotransferase 11-like
Exons: 3
Coding region: 27-1199 (390 amino acids)
Biological process (GO): carbohydrate biosynthetic process
Cellular component (GO): membrane
Molecular function (GO): sulfotransferase activity
Source: RefSeq, a predicted model, not a curated record
AGAUUGAUUAAAUAUCGGAAUUCAAUAUGGCUUCCAUUAGUAAAUUGGCUCUGUGGUGUGCUUUGAUUUUAAUGUUUACUUUCACCAUUCUGGUUUACAUCUCUCCGUCACGACCAUCCAUCCAAUCAUCAGUACUUGCUAGAAUAACAGAUCGGAUACACCCUGAAGGAGUCUUUUCAUCCCAUACAACAAAUAAAGGACGAGAACAUGAGAAUGAAUCAUUAGCUGUACAUGUGGACAUUGGAUCAUCGAGGGAAGAAGCAAGCUGGAACUCCAGCAGAUUUCUGAAAAGUUCUUACUCAAACGAUGUGGCUUUCAUGAAUGCACAGAGAGAGAUUCAGAAACGUCGUCAGUUUAACGUGAAGCGAGUUUGUAAGAAAUAUCACCCAAAUCCUGAGGCAGACAUGGCAAAACAUCCACCUUGGAAUAUCCUUGUUGAUGACAAACAUAAGCUAAUGUACUGCUAUGUUCAGAAGGUUGCUUGUACUAAUUGGAAGAAAGUGUUCUUAGUACUGAGUGGUCAGUACAACUCAACAGAAAGCAUUCCACAGUUUUUCACCAAUCGUCAGGGGGCUAAGAGUCUCAAAUCUUUACAGUCCUACCCUGAAGAAGAACGAAGACACAUCCUUAAGACUUACACAAAAUUCAUGUUUGCCAGACACCCAUUUUCCCGUGUUUUGUCGGCGUACCGGAACAAACUCGCACCAGAUAGUACCUUCACUCGGGCAGGAAAGUGGCAAAAGAGAAUUGGUACCAAGAUUAUUAGCAUAUUCCGUGAGGAUGCUGAGAAGGCGCGCGCUUCAAGGGAAAAUUUUAACUCGAGCAAAUACGACCUUUCAUUUGGUGAAUUUGUCAAGUUUAUCUACACCCCACAAGGACAAAAGAAUGGCAAUAAGCAUUGGAGGGAUUUACAUAUAAGUUGCCUUCCGUGCAUGAUAAAUUAUGAUGUUAUAGGUAAGAUCGAAACACUUGAGGACGAUGCACGGUAUAUCUUGAAAAUCAGUGGGGCAGAUAAAGUCGUAAAAUUUCCAUCAGCGGAAGGUAGUUCACCAACCAACAGUUCUGAUCCUUACCUUAUACAAAAGUACUUCACAACUCUACCACAUGAUGACAUUACAAAUCUAUAUAAUCGCUACUUGAUUGAUUUUCUUAUGUUUGAUUACCAUGCCACUGUGGAUGAUGUGCUUGAUGUACGGUAGCAACAGAUUGAUCAGAGCUUCUUUUUUAUAUAAACAACAUUUAACCUACUAACUACAAUUGAUAAUGCACUAGGUUGUACUUCAAGACUUCAUUAUGUGCCCUUUACUGUGUCAAACACACACCUUUUUUUAUGAACGAGUUCAUUAUAGCAACUCUUGUCAGAAUCACUUUUGAUAUAAAAAUUUGUAUUUUUCAUUUUGAUAUGUGUACCACUCUACUGCAAAAUUUACAUAAAAUUCACCAUUUUAAGAUCCUGGUUGAUUUAUUUCUUGAUGAAAGGUGAUAGGACAUGUUAUUUAAUUUGUUUUGGCAAAUUUUUUAUACUUGCCUUGGUCCAGUGUUGUACAUCUCAGCAGAUUUCUCCUUAUGAAAUAAUAAUUGGACAAUGGGAAAUAGUAACUUCAGGACGUUCCUCAACUAUGUGUGUGCGCAUCAUGAUCUGCACAUAUUUUACCCUAUGCGCAUUGACGUCACAAUGGAUGAACAGGUGAUUGAUCAGCUAUAGAUAUCAGCUGAUUUUUCACAUGAUCUGCAUUCUAACUAUAGGUCUGAUAUGUUAUUUUAUAAAGCUAAUUAGCUGAAAAUAAUCAAUGAACCUUUGUUUUUUUAUAAUACUACUACAAUUUCCGAAUACUUUACUCUGAAUUGCUGCAAAGUAUUACAACUAUGACCUUGAGUUCGAAUAAAUGGUAGAGUGGUUUGGAAUUUUUCCUCUCAUAGAUACAGAGCCUUUGGCGCAUUUUGAAUAGCACCCUAGCUCAAACAAAAAUGCUGAUAGUUUGAAAACAAGCACAUAAACCCCCAUUUUUUUAAUGUUUAUACUGAUUAAGUACACCUUUCUCUACAAGCUUGCAAAUUUUUGUGAAAAUGAGACAGAUUUUGAAUAAACUGCAGCAUUUAUUGUACUUCUCAGAUUUGUAAUAAAAAUUUCAACUUUUUGAGAUUAUGUUUUUGUCAUCUUUCACACCAUGUUAGAGAAAUGGAAGUGCUGCCAGCCUUAAAGGCACAAAAACGAAUAGCAAUGUGAAUAAAUUUUCUAUCUCCAGUAUACAAUUCUUAACUAUACUGUAAAAUUUGAUGAAACUUACAUUGAUUUUGACUUGGUAAUAGAGGUUUAACCUCAACGAAAUGAUCUAGGGUCUAAAAAUGCCAAAUUCUUUUGAAUGCACAAUUCUCGAAAACCUCCAAUUGGAUGAACUUCAAAGCUCAAUAGUAAAAAAUCAAGCACAGGAACCCAUGUUAUUUUUUUGCGUAUAUGAAAUAUUCAGGUGCUGAAGUAUUUCUGUGCAAAAUAACAUGGAUUUCAUUUAAACUGUGGAACGUCCUUAAAACAAAGUGAAUGUUUGAUUGUUGCAUGCUAUGCAUGUACUAUUUUUAUCCCUUAUAGGGCUGUGGGACCUUAGAAGUACUUGUAAGGGGAUAGAAACAGGCCUCGUGUGAUAAAUGGUUUCUAAUGGACAUAGCUCAGGUAUUGAUAUAGAUUAUGUAAAUUAAUCAAUAUUUAAGUGUUUCGUAUUAUGUACCUAUUUUUACAAAAGUCAUUUAGUGAGUUGUAAAGAUGCUUUCCUCUUUGAAGUUGAACCAUCAGCUAUACAUGAGAUGAUGAAAUACUGAUGGCAACAGUAUUAAAUGAAAUCAGUACCUGAUAAUUUCAAAUAAUCAUUGACCCCCCCCCC